Molecule: messenger RNA, 1022 nt
Organism: Brassica napus (rape)
Lineage: Eukaryota; Viridiplantae; Streptophyta; Magnoliopsida; Brassicales; Brassicaceae
Product: E3 ubiquitin-protein ligase SINA-like 2
Exons: 3
Coding region: 1-948 (315 amino acids)
Molecular function (GO): zinc ion binding
Source: RefSeq, a predicted model, not a curated record
AUGAACGCCGAGCAAGCGAUUCAUGACACCAUUGAGCCAACUCUGUUCACCGGAGAAGCGUCAAGCAGUCACCACCAAAAGAGGCAACGAAGACUUCCCUCCACUGUUGAAGAAGAAAAAGUAGGCGAGAAUGGUGGAGGAACGAGGAGUGAAACGGAGGCACGAUAUGGGACUAUGUUUGAUUUGGAUCUUCUCGACUGUCUUGUUUGCUGCCAUGCACUGACAAACCCUAUCUUUCAGUGUGAAAAUGGACACAUAGCUUGUUCUUCUUGCUGUCUCAAACUGAGGAGCAAAUGCCCUGUCUGCCGGUGCAGAAUCAUGGAGAGAGAUGUAGAAGUAAUCAUCGUUCCUUGCCCAAACGCAAAACAUGGUUGCACUGAGAAGUUCUCUUAUGGUAAAGAGAUAGCCCAUGAGAAGGAAUGCGGUUUCGCUCUGUGCUACUGUCCUACACCAAACUGCAAAUACACUGGCGUGUACAAGGGACCUCUACAGUCACUACUAUGCAACCACAAGGACAAGGACUUGUGGAACUGUUUCAUGUGUGUCCGUUCCAGUGGCGCAUGGCUAUCCACAAGCGAGAAGAUUUUAAUCCUUCACGAAUCUAGUGAUGGUCCAUUGGUUGUGCUCCAGUGUUUCAAUGAACCACAAGGAAUGUAUGUAACUGUCAACUGCAUAGCACCUUCUGCUCCCGGAGUUGGGAGAUUCUCCUAUCAUCUUUCCUACUCGUUUGGAGAUGCAACAAUGACGUUUGAGUUAGAGGAGAUGAAUAGGAUUCAGAAAGUGAGCUGGGAAACUCCUGAGAAGGACUUCAUGUUAGUUCCUUACUAUAUCGUGGGUCAGAAGCUUCGGUUGAAGAUGGUUAUUUGCAUGCGCCGGCUAGAAGAAGAAAAAGAAGUUGAAGAGGAUGAAGCUGAAGAGGAGUAUGCAUAUUAUCAUUGGAAAGACUAAUCAUUUGCUUAUCUGUGUAUGUACACACAUAUCCGAGUCACGGGUUUCCCAUUCAAGUUAGCUGGCUACAUGCA